CGCUUGACUUAUUAAUUUUUAAUGAAAAUGGCUGCCUUUCUCCUCUAAAGCCUUUCGGGUGGGACAGAAAUCAGCUCUGAAUCUGCUGGAAAUCAGCAGGAAGAGCUGAACGGCUCGGUUUGCCGCUGCCGGCCGGAUCUCGAGCGAAGCGGUUCGGCUGCGAGCAGAAAUGAAGAAGCUGUAGUUUCGAGGAUGGGACGGAUUUUUGUGUUUAACCCUUUAAACUCCAGUCAAACAAGAUGAUGCGCCAGGUUGCCAGCACCAGUAACGAUUACUGCCUGACCGGCAGGCCCUCGUGUUUGGCCGAUGAUGGCCGGCACCCGGCAGGUCACUUCGACCUGUGUUCGGCCCACGCGAACAAGUUCUACACCACCUCACCUCCUCCGCCAUCCCUGCAGAUUCCUUUGACACAUCUCACCUCACCGUCACAAGGCCCCAAACUCACGCCCACACCCUGCCAGAGGCAGCCCACCCUGGGACAGCCACGGCCCCCGGCACGAGCGGCCCUCAAAGCCAGCGAGAAACCUGAGGACUCUAAGAAAAAGAAAGGCACGGGGAAGUCUGGCAAACGUGGACGGCCAGUAGGAACCACAAAAUUAGCCGGUUACAGAACGAGCACCGGCCGGCCGCUCGGUACCACCAAAGCAGCUGGGUUCAAAACCAGCCCUGGGAGACCGCUGGGCACCACCAGAGCCGCGGGAUACAAGGUCAGCCCUGGGCGCCCCCCUGGAAGCAUAAAAGCCCUCUCUCGUCUCAACAAACUGGCUUACGGAUCGAGCAGCGGAGCCGCGUUUCCCUACAGCAUCACCAACAAACCGGGAGCCUGCGAUCUGUCCGGCAAAGAGCAGGACAGCAACGAGACACCAAAAAUGGCUCUAGUUUCGUCAGUUCCUCAGUUCCUGAUCAGCGGCUUUCCCCCAGCAAGAAACCCGAAGACCCCCCCGCCGAGCGUUGUGGCGUCUUCCGAGGCCUGCUCUCAGUCGGAGAUCUGUCCCGGCGACAGACAGUCGAACAGUGUGGUGGCUCUGCCACUGCACGCCGCCGUCCCGCCGUAUUCGCAGGUCUGACGCCACGGACCUCACGCCGGACGCUUACGUUAGGGUUCUCAGUCGCGAGGGAGAAGUAGAACUUCAUUACGGCUCUGGAGCCAGCCGCGCAGCCCAGGUGGCGGGGGUUUUACUCCUGAGCUGAAGAUGAUGUGUUUAUACAGUAAAUAUGUGAGGUUGUUCAUUCUCGUCAGCUGUUUUUAAUCACUUAGACUUCACGUCUUCUUUCACAGAAAGGGUUUUAGUGCAGAACUUUCAGUGUUGAGUAGUUAUUGUUGAUAUUUGUAACUACAGCAUGAUAAUGACGGCAGUUUUAUUGAGUGCAAUAUUUGUACCGCGUUUAUUCCGUAAUGUGCCAUCACCCCACCAAAGAGUUUUAUACAGAUCUGCCUGUUUCAUCAACGUUGACAUCGCACUUGUGCUGUGAUUAAAGCUGCAUUCUGGAAGACUAGAAAUGCUUCAUAAUAGUGCAGGAAUUAAAGGGGAAUUCCACCAAUUUCUAAGAAAAUUCGACAUAAUUGAAUCGGCAUAAACAGAGUGAUUCAAGGUGGUUUGGUGUGAAGUGGUUCAGAUGUGGUGGUGAUGGGAGCCAGGGGUCGCCAUGACUACAACACAGAUAUAGACAUUUUAUUUACCAUCCAGAACCACCAGAGAACCUACACGAGUCUUCUGAGUGUAUAUGGAACGUUGAUGAUGGGAAAAUCGUGGAAAAUCGGAAAUGAUCCGUUUUCUUUGGGGACUAUUUUUCCUUUGAGGCCAAAACCUUCUCUAAACUAUCGUAAAGCGUCUCAGUCACGAGGCAGUGAAUUCGUAACUAUUGUGUGUAACUUUUUGAGCUUAUAGAGGUGUCUGGUUCCUGUCACCACCACUGUGAACAACUAGAACGGAGCAUUUCACACCAAACCACUCCGAAUGACUCUGAUCUCAUACACUGAGUUAUGGAGGAAUUUUGUAAACACGGUGGAAUUUCCAGAAUUUUUUUUAAAACGGCUUUUAUUUGGCUUUAUAUUAUAUAUUUGGCCUUUGAUAAGCAGCUAUACUAGCGAGUUAAUAUCAAUACACAUUUCGAUUUCGAAGUUCCAGCAGGUGUCGAGUCUAAAUUGGUUUGUUCUGCGCUGACUAGUUAGACAUCAGUGUGGCAUUAUUUAUUAUUUAUGUGAAUUUCUGUGAAUUCUCAGCUCCUGCUGUGUGCUGGUCAGUUCCCUGUUAGCUUUGGGGUUUUGUUUCUGACCAUCAGCUUGAAUAAAUAUAAAUAUUAAUGUUUUUUAACGUAAUGUAAUGUCUUUGCUAUACAGGAUUUCUAAUUAAAUGUCACAUUAACGUGCAUCAUAGCAAAGAUAAACAUUGGCCCUUUUUCAUCAGAUCGGCUAACGCUCCAAUCAGAUCAUAAAAUCAGCGCUCAUAGGCUUCACCAGCAGUUUUGUUACUCAUCAGUUUGUUAUCUUUAGCAUUAGGAUCAGAAUCAGAAUCAAGCUUUAUUGGCCAGGUUUGUUUACACGUACAAGGAAUUUGGUUUUGGUUACAGGAGCUCACAGUGCACCCUAUCCGACAGACGUUUACAUGUAGUGAAUAAAAUAAAUCUAAAAUAAAACACAAAAAAAAAUGCAUUCCUACCGUCACUCACUCAUACGUCUGCGCUGUAUGUGAGACUGGUUUACAUAUAACCGUACAAAUAAACAAAAACAAACAAAACACGACGGAGCUCCCAACAAGUGUAGCCGUCUUACAACCAGUGUAGCAUCUUGGAUGAUUUGUUUACCAACGUGAAAGAAAUGCUUGAUUUACUGUAAACUGACCAAAACCGUUAUCAAUAUCGUCUGUAGUUUAAUACUAAUAAUAAGAAUAAAAAUAAAAAAGAAUAUUAAUAAUGUGUGCACAUUGCAGUCCAGUUCAAAAGUGGAUGUGCUCAAUUUACAUGCAGACAAACAUUUUGAUAAACAACGGUUGCAACUAUUUCAUGUUCCAUUUAAAGAUAUUACACCGUACUUUUGUUUUAUACUAUAUUAUAGACUCCACCCACAAAAUAAACAAUACCAUACACAGCUGUGGUAACUUACACUAAAUCACAUCAUUCUACUGCCUAAAAAAACAGACUUUUUUUUCACAUUUUAUUCUUUUCAGUGGUUUUAAUUUGAAUAAUAUAAAGAUUGGUCAGUAGGGGGCGCAGUGCACUCACUGAUCCAACUGAAACUCCAACUACAAGCACAGUCACUGGCGCUUUAGCUGCUGAACACUCGUUUUAUUGGCUCCCUACUGAAAGAUGCAUCAGGGUGUGUUUCAUGUAAAUAACACUUAAAUGAGGUGCUGGUAUGGUGGCGCUUGAUUUCACGCACUGAAGCUGAUUCAGAGCUCAUAUUUGUACUUAACACACCUCACAUAAGCUUCGUGAAUCGGAUGCAGAGCAGUCAAAUCUGCGCUUUCUUUUAUGCAGCUUUGAUGAAUAAGGGUCAGUGAUCCUGGACUUUUGCAGUGGAACCUGACUGAUAUAUCAGUGUGUCGAUGACAUCAGCUGAUACUAUUGACCUGCGUGUUUAUUAAUAUCAGAAAAAUAGUUGCUGAUAAUUACUUGAUUUUACAAUAAUUACAAUAUUAGUAUUGAUGUCUGUUUUCUGUAUCUUUAAGACUGAUAUGUAAAUGAGCUCUGUUCUGACUGUUCUUCAUUCAAAAGGCAGUACAGGCUGAAACAUUCCUUAUAACUGCAGCGCAAAUGGGCGGGGCUAAACUGUUAUAAGUUAAAUAGGCUGAUGAAAGUAAACAUGACAUCACAAGUACUGUUUGGUAGCUUAGUUUUUGUGUGGAAAUUAUAUUUGUGUUUACAAACUACAUUUCAAAAAAAGGGAGGAUAGUUUGUUUUCCCUGAUAUGAACCCUUUUAGACUAAGUGUAUGCUGUUUAUUUGAGGUUAAGAAGUGUGACCAUGGAGAACUGACCAGCAUAUGAGCGCAAAAAUAAAACUUGGAGUAAACUUAAAAUUUUAAAUUGUAUCAUCUGUCACAGUUUUAACCUCUUAAAAUUGUUAUUAGCCACAAAAUCCCACAUCAAUUGGGCCCUGAUUUAAACUGAUCAUUAUUUUUAGAAUAAUUACGGGACUUUUAGCUUAGAAAAUUACUGACGAAGAUUUUACAGAAUGCAGCUUUAAGAGUAGAUACUACAGGGGCUCCUUUCACUGAAGCUCUCUUUGUCUGUCCUGACCAGCCUGGUAUCUCUUCUGUACUAAAUAAGCACUACAUACACAUCUGAGUCAGUUACAUUAAUGAAGCACUUCUAUCUCCUGCUGGACUUUGUGCCAGGAGUCCAGACUCAUCAUGUCUGUUUGUUUUUGGUUUUGUUGUAUUUUUAAGUACUCUUAGCUGCUAUUUUUUUUCUGUGCAUAUGCUAUAUGGCAUACAAAAGUAUGAGGACACCCCACAAAUUACUGUGUUUCAGCCACACUGAUUGCUAACAGUUGAAUAAAAUCAAGUACAUA
Molecule: messenger RNA, 4511 nt
Organism: Pygocentrus nattereri (red-bellied piranha)
Lineage: Eukaryota; Metazoa; Chordata; Actinopteri; Characiformes; Serrasalmidae
Gene: c16h5orf24
Product: chromosome 16 C5orf24 homolog
Exons: 3
Coding region: 240-1067 (275 amino acids)
Source: RefSeq, a predicted model, not a curated record